CUCCACCAAGACAUAAACUCACAAAUUCUUAACAUCCAACUUAGAGAGAAUUAUCAAAUCUUACGAAGUAACUGCAAAUUCUGAAUUAACACACGCACACGACAAGAUGAUGAACCCAAAUGCAAUCAGAAACAUCAUUGGAAUCAUAGGAAAUGUCAUAUCUUUCGGACUGUUCCUUUCACCUGUGCCGACUUUCUGGCGUAUUAUCAAGAACAAAUCAGUGGAACAAUUCAAGCCAGAUCCAUAUGUUGCAACAAUAUUGAACUGUGCAAUGUGGAUUCUUUAUGGUCUUCCCUUUGUUCAUCCAAAUAAUAUCCUUGUAGCCACCAUAAACGGCAUUGGAUUGUUUAUAGAACUCGUCUACGUUAUCAUCUUUCUCAUUUAUUCUGAUGGAUUAAAAAGGAGGAAAAUCACAAUUGCUUUGUUCAUUGAGGCAAUCUUCUUCGUAGUAGUGUUGUUGAUUACCAGAUACGUAUUCCACUCCACAGACCAUAGAACAAUAUUUGUGGGAGUUUUGUGUGUCAUCUUCAACAUUAUGAUGUAUUUCUCACCAUUGACUGUCAUGCGCCAAGUGAUAAAAUCAAAGAGUGUGAAAUACAUGCCCUUUUGGCUAUCAGUUACAAACUUCUUGAAUGGUGCUUGCUGGACAGCUUAUGCAUGCAUUCAUAUUGAUGUUUGGAUGGUGAUUCCAAAUGGUUUGGGAACAAUAUCUGGAGUAAUUCAACUCAUAUUGUAUGCAUGUUUCUACAAGUCAACACAAUGGACCGACCAACCCGACACAAAAGUUUCACAAGUUCAACUAGAGCCCUAAUUUAGUUCCUUUUGAUUUCUAAACUUUGAGACUAUUGUCUAAAUUUUACUGCUUUCCAAUAGUUGUUUUUUUUAUAGUUUGUUUUCCUAUAGUUGUUAUUAGAGUAGAAUGACUUUUAAUUGAUUAGAGUUUAGACAAGGAUGUUUUCUUUGAUUUCUUAUAUAUAGAUAAUUUAAUAUUGUUAAA
Molecule: messenger RNA, 997 nt
Organism: Beta vulgaris subsp. vulgaris (sugar beet)
Lineage: Eukaryota; Viridiplantae; Streptophyta; Magnoliopsida; Caryophyllales; Amaranthaceae
Product: bidirectional sugar transporter SWEET5
Exons: 7
Coding region: 107-811 (234 amino acids)
Biological process (GO): carbohydrate transport
Cellular component (GO): membrane
Molecular function (GO): sugar transmembrane transporter activity
Source: RefSeq, a predicted model, not a curated record